AUGAACUUCAGGGCCCUCCAGUUUAUUCUAUUUUUCACCGCUAUUUUCAUUGUUGCUUUGUCAAGUCCAAUUGAGAAACCUGAUGACGAUUUGAGGAAGCGUCAAUUAUCAUGUGUAACAUUUGAAGCAAUAUCUGAGGGUGAUUUAUAUUAUCUUACUUGUACUCUUAGUUCAG
Molecule: messenger RNA, 175 nt
Organism: Dentiscutata heterogama
Lineage: Eukaryota; Fungi; Glomeromycota; Glomeromycetes; Diversisporales; Gigasporaceae
Source: the annotation of a GenBank genome assembly